Messenger RNA from Colletotrichum gloeosporioides, 3075 nucleotides. Its product is annotated as Vegetative incompatibility protein HET-E-1. The transcript has 2 exons. Bases 1 to 3075 code for a protein of 1024 amino acids. Gene Ontology annotation, molecular function: protein binding. NCBI's taxonomy places the organism in Eukaryota, Fungi, Ascomycota, Sordariomycetes, Glomerellales, Glomerellaceae. The record is from RefSeq and is a predicted model, not a curated record.
AUGAUCUGGCUUGUCAACAUUCACAACGGCAAGCUGGAAAAGUUUCAGAAUGACUUUCCGCGCUACGCUAUUCUUUCUCACACAUGGGGAGAAGAGAAAGAUGAGAUACAUUUCAGCGAUAUUCAGAAGGACCACCAGCUAUCCAAGACCGGACCUGGCAGGAUAAAAUUCGAUGGAUGUUGCCAGCAGGCGAAAGCUGAUGGCUUCGACUACGUUUGGAUUGAUACCUGCUGCAUCGACAAAUCCCACCACACAGACUACUCAGAGGCAAUCACUUCAAUGUUUUCUUGGUAUCAUAAUGCUGGCCGUUGCUAUGCUUAUCUUGCCGAUGUGCCCGACCAGGCAACUUCGACGUUUGACAACGACUUCCGACGAAGCCGAUGGCAUACCAGAGGAUGGACUUUGCAGGAGCUCUUGGCCCCCCAAGACCUAGUCUUCUACAGUCAAAACUGGACCAAGCUAGGAGAUUUUCGGGAUGCAAGCGUUGCCCAGCGCAUGUCUUGGGCUGCCCGUAGAGUGACAACGAGAGGAGAAGACAUGGCUUACUGUCUUUUCGGUAUUUUCAACGUCAGUCUUCCGAUCAUGUAUGGAGAAGGGGCUUCGGCUGCAUUCAGCCGGCUACAGGAAGCCAUCCUCCAAAGAACACCAGACGCCUCAAUUCUAGCCUGGGGGCUUGAUUUGCAGCAAGACGGUCAUUCUUCUCAACGGCCGUCAAUCCGAUACGGACACCUUCUGGCCGCUAGCCCUCGGAACUUUGUUAAUUGUGGAACCGUGGUACCUUGGGAGAGCGGUCCCAGCGGACAACGCCUAGACGUGAACGGGGGCUACUAUUACUUACAACUUCCACUCCACACAACCAAGGCGGGAAGCACCUUUGGCUUGCUCAAAUGCUAUUCAAGGCCCCAAGAAAAAGGUUGCAUAGGAAUUCCUCUCUGUCAAGUUGAGCCUGGAUUGGAAACGGACGAGUUCAUGAGGCCGAAGGGAAGCAAAGCCAUACAGCUAUUUGACACAGAUUCUUCACACGAGCCGUCCGACUUGCGAAUUCGGGACCUCUCACUCCCCGAAGACAUCAAAAGGUUUGAUCAUAGGUACGGAUACAUCAUUGAAGUACCGGCCUCCAGCAGAUUGACCGUGUUCGAUGUUUACCCGAAAGACCGAUGGGACACGAGUAAGAAAUCUGGCAUCACUGGCGUUGACUUCCUACGCGACACUAAACAACUUUCAUGGAUCAGACUCCGGCACCAUGAGGAGCAAAGUCCAGACUUUGUCGUCAUGUUGGAAUUGGAAAUCAGCUCGUCGCAGCCGCAGCUAACAUGCCAUCUCAUGGUGGCCUCCAGGUCCAUGGAACUGGACACUCUUGCGCGUGAAAUCCCCGCUCUUCCUUCCCUCUCGCGGUUUACUGGAAGAGAAAGAGCUAGCAAUGGCUGGUGCAAUUUGACAGUUAAGCAAACAACCAAACGUCAAGGCGGCUAUGUCGUCUACGAAAUAUCGUUUGCUGAGUUGGAGAGACGACAAAUCGACUAUCUGGACAUUACCAGCGAGAUUGAAUUGGUCGCGUGUGAUCGUCGGCUUCAAUUUCUAUUUGAGGAGGGUAUUCAAUUAGGGCCAAAAGUCAACAGAGCAGCACAUUCAGUUCUGGAAAAACAGGCGGGCGUUAAGUACAAGGAAAUUCGACUUUCAUCAAUGAAGAAAGAGCUAGAGCGCUUGCCAUUGGAAAUGGCUGAAUCAGAAAGAUUCCUUAAAUCCCUCACCAACCAAGACGAAAGACUUCAAGAGAAAGAAAAUGGGAUACUCCAGUCAAUAUCCUCACUCAGCGAACGCUUACCAAUGGGUGUGGGAGUACAGAGGUUGAUGCAAUGGCACAAUUCAGUCGCCCAAAGCCUUUCCCGCACUUUGCCAGCUCAAGAUGCAGAUAUAGAGUCAAUUUUCGAUGAGAGGAUCAGGCUGUUCAUGCGGGCUAUUGCCAUAGGCCAUCUAGGAGCGAUGGAAUAUCUUUCUGGGCAACUGGAUGACGCCACCAAAUCCAGCACGAGUGCCGCAGCGUUGUCGACCGCCAUCAAGUCAAGCAACAUCGAAGCCCUCAUCUGGUUGCUUGAAAGAGGAUUCAACGUCAACUCUCAAGAUGGUGACGGACUGACUCCUCUCGGGAGAGCAGCAUCGGAGGGUUUAAUAUCAGUGUGUCUGUUGCUGCUACAGCGCAGGGAAGACAUUGGCCUAGAUAUCGACCUAGAAGGUUCUGAUGGUCGAAGCCCUCUUGCCUUGGCUGUGGUAAGCGAGCAUGUUGAGGUAGUCGGAUUGCUACUGAAUGAAAAGGCCAGCAUUAGCAACAUGGACUCAGACCAACAUGCCCUUACUCUAGCUGCUCGCUACGGUCGGGUUGAGAUCAUGCGCUUAUUGCUGGACGCAAACGCCGAUCUCGAAGCCGAAGAUGGAAAUGGAGAAACCCCAUUGACUAUGGCAGCUAGCAAAGGUCAUGACGGUGUAUUGCAAUUAUUGAUCGAUCGCAAAGCCAACAUUGAGGCUACUGGCCGCAAUGGCAGCACUCCCCUGGCCGUAGCAGCUUAUGAGGGUCAUGUGCGAAUUAGUCGUCUGCUACUUGAUCAUGGCGCGAAUGCGAACGCAAGAGAUGAUGACGGCAUCACGCCAUUGCACUUAGCAGCCAGAAAGAACCACCACCACGUGGUCAGGCUCCUUUUGGAUCACGACGCCAAUGUGGACGCCAAGGAUCAAUGGGGCUUGUCUCCAUUAGCAGCAGCUGCUUAUGAAGGCUUUGAACAGACGGCGCAGCUUUUGCUGGACAGGAAAGCUCACAUUGAGUCAACCACGAGCGAUGGAAGGACCCCUCUCAUAUGGGCAGCUGUCAAUGGACACGACCACAUGGUUCAGUUGCUCAUGAAUAAAGGUGCGGACCUUGGAGCCAGAGAAGUGGGCGGUCGAACUGUCCUGGAGCAUUGCCUGUUGCGAGACGGUAGUCGGCCGGGCCCGGGCCCGAGGCCCGAACCCCGGCCCGAAUCCCGUCUUUACGUAAGGGAUCGGCCACACCACUUUGUAGCCAGGCGCGCCCGGCGCUCGUAG